This is a messenger RNA of Monopterus albus (swamp eel), 2231 nucleotides long. It is a transcript of the gene slc5a1, whose product is annotated as solute carrier family 5 member 1. Gene Ontology annotation, molecular function: D-glucose:sodium symporter activity. The transcript has 15 exons. Lineage: Eukaryota; Metazoa; Chordata; Actinopteri; Synbranchiformes; Synbranchidae. Gene Ontology annotation, biological process: sodium ion transport; transmembrane transport. The record is from RefSeq and is a predicted model, not a curated record. Bases 163 to 2130 code for a protein of 655 amino acids. Gene Ontology annotation, cellular component: plasma membrane.
GGACACGCCCUAGAUCUCUCCCUCCUUAAUCGGCCUAUCUUUACCAGAUGUACACAUAUAAACACACCUGCUUGUAUGAUCUGAGCUACAUGUACGCGUGUCUGUCCAGUUAAAGAGAAGCGACUCCAGCAGCACUCCUGUUCUCUGGUCAUCCUGUCAGAAAUGUCUGCAGAUUACUUUGGUUGGACCUAUAUACGGAGCAAUAAUGCAAGAAACGCUACUUCCACCGUGGCUCUCAACAAUCCGGGAGAUAUCAGCGUUAUUGUGAUUUACUUUUUGGUUGUCCUGGGUGUUGGAAUAUGGGCUAUGGUUAGCACGAACCGAGCCACAGUCGGUGGCUACUUCCUUGCAGGAAGGAGUAUGGUGUGGUGGCCGAUCGGCGCUUCGCUCUUCGCCAGUAACAUUGGCAGUGGCCACUUUGUAGGAAUUGCCGGGACUGCUCUAGCCAUUGGUGGAUUUGAAUGGAAUGCUCUUAUUGUGGUCAUCAUUCUGGGAUGGCUCUUUGUGCCCAUCUACAUUAAAGCUGGGGUGGUCACCAUGCCUGAAUACCUGAAGAAGAGAUUUGGAGGACAACGUAUUCGCAUCUAUCUCUCUGUGCUGUCCCUCUUCCUGUAUGUUUUCACCAAGAUCUCGGCGGACAUGUUCUCCGGUGCCAUUUUUAUCAACCAGGCUCUUGGGUUAAAUAUCUACCUAGCUGUUAUCAUGCUUCUGCUGAUUACUGCAUUGUACACUGUCACAGGUGGACUGGCUGCAGUGAUCUACACAGACACCUUGCAAACCAUCAUCAUGCUUGUUGGAUCAUUUAUCCUGAUGGGCUUUGCUUUCAAUGAGGUGGGAGGCUUUGAGAACUUCCAGCGGCUCUACAUGGAGGCCAUUCCUCAACUGACAACUAACAUCAGUGAAAAGUGCUACACACCUCGAGCAGACUCCUUCCAUAUUUUCAGGGAUGCAAUUACAGGAGACCUGCCCUGGCCUGGCCUGGUGUUCGGACUCACCAUUCAGGCCACCUGGUACUGGUGCACUGAUCAGGUUAUUGUCCAGCGCUGCCUCUCAGCCAAAAAUCUAUCUCAUGUUAAGGCAGGCUGUAUUUUAUGCGGUUACCUAAAGCUGCUGCCAAUGUUCCUCAUGGUUUUCCCCGGGAUGAUCAGCAGGAUUCUCUAUACUGAUGUGGUAGCUUGUGUGGAACCAGCUGAAUGUAUAAAAUACUGUGGCGCCAGUGUGGGCUGUACCAACAUUGCUUAUCCUAGAAUGGUGGUGGAGCUCAUGCCCAAUGGUCUGCGAGGUCUCAUGCUGUCUGUGAUGCUGGCCUCUCUGAUGAGCUCACUUACCUCGAUCUUCAACAGCGCCAGUACCCUCUUCACCAUGGACAUCUACACUAAAAUUCGCCGCUCUGCCAGGGAGAAGGAACUCAUGAUUGCUGGCAGAGUGUUUAUCUUGGCGCUGAUUGGUGUGAGCAUAGCAUGGAUCCCUGUGGUGCAGACAGCCCAGAGUGGACAGCUCUUUGACUACAUCCAGUCCAUUACCAGCUACCUCACCCCACCUGUUGCAGCCGUCUUCAUGCUUGCCAUUUUCUGCAAGCGUGUCAAUGAGUCUGGUGCAUUUUACGGCCUCACUAUUGGCUUGUGCAUCGGCCUGGCCAGGAUGUUUACUGAGUUUGGUUACGGGACAGGCAGCUGUGUUAACCCCAGUAACUGUCCCACCAUCAUCUGUGGAGUCCAUUACCUCUACUUCUCCAUCAUCCUGUUUGUUGUCUCCUGUAUCAUCAUCCUGGGAAUCUCUCUCAUGACCAAACCCAUCGCUGACAAGCAUUUGUAUCGACUGUGUUGGAGCCUGAGGAACUGUACAGAGGAGAGGGAGGACUUGGAACAGGAUGACUGGGUUGAUAACAAUGAUUCCGACUCAAUGGAUACAGAAGAACCUAACAAGAAGCCUGGCUUCUUUAAGAAGGCAUUGAUGUGCUUCUGUGGCCUGGAGGAGAAAAAAGCCCCCAAACUGACCGAAGAGGAGCAAGCAGAGUUGCAGAGAAAGCUCACAGACACCACAGAGGUGCCAAUGUGGAAGAAUAUCGUCAACGCCAACGCCCUCAUCCUCCUUUGUGUGGCUGUUUUCAUGCAUGGGUUUUUUGGUUAAAAACUGAUAUUACAAUGGUAGUGACAACAUUCAUUUUAUAAAUGUAAAUUAUUACCACAUGGACUGUUCAAAAGCCUGCGCGUAUGUUGUUUAUAGCACAU